This is a messenger RNA of Gloeophyllum trabeum ATCC 11539, 1543 nucleotides long. RefSeq names its product Septin. The transcript has 11 exons. Gene Ontology annotation, biological process: cytoskeleton-dependent cytokinesis. Gene Ontology annotation, molecular function: molecular adaptor activity; GTP binding; GTPase activity. NCBI's taxonomy places the organism in Eukaryota, Fungi, Basidiomycota, Agaricomycetes, Gloeophyllales, Gloeophyllaceae. Gene Ontology annotation, cellular component: cell division site; septin ring; microtubule cytoskeleton. The record is from RefSeq and is a predicted model, not a curated record. The coding region runs from base 108 to 1223 and encodes 371 amino acids.
GCGGAGUUUCAAGACACGGGCUUCAACUUUAUUGGUGCUUCCAUCUCGUCGUCGCUGGCAGCAACGACGACCUUUCCUCUCGUCCUCCAUAGUACUUUGUGCUCGAAAUGUCUUUCGCUGGCAGACGCAGGGGUAACAAGGUCAAGAAGGGUGUCCAGUUCACCCUGAUGGUCGUUGGUUCAUCCGGUACUGGCAGGACGACCUUUGUGAACACGCUUUGCGAGUCCGAAGUACUAGCCCACAAGGUCUGCGAUGAGCCCGAGAGGGCGCACAUAGAGGAGGGUGUCAGGAUCAAGCCCAUGAAUGUCGAGCUCGAUGAGGAUGGUGUUCGAAUUGCUCUGACCAUUGUUGAUACCCCCGGCUUCGGCGACAACAUCGACAAUGAGUUCGCAUUUCAGGAGAUUGUCGGGUAUCUUGAACGUCAAUACGACGACAUUUUGGCGGAGGAGUCUCGUAUCAAGCGUAACCCGCGGUUCAGGGAUAAUCGUGUCCACGCUCUCCUCUACUUCAUCCCCCCGACCGGCCAUGCUCUACGUGAGAUGGACAUCGAGCUGAUGCGCCGUCUCUCCCCCCGUGUGAACGUUAUCCCCGUCAUCGGCAAAGCUGACUCGUUCACGCCCUCGGAGCUCAAAGGCUUCAAGAAGAGGAUAAUGGAGGAUAUCGAGUAUUACGACAUCCCGAUCUACAAUUUCCCUUACGACGUCGAAGAAGAUGACGAGGAGACUAUUCAAGACAAUAGUGAACUCCGGAGCAUGCUUCCCUUCGCCAUUGUAGGUUCUGAGGAGGAAGUCGAUAUGGACGGACAGCCUGUCCGUGCCAGGAUCUACCCAUGGGGCGUUGCUGAGGUGGACAAUCCCAAGCACUCUGACUUCAGUGUACUGCGCCGUGCCUUGCUCAGCACUCAUCUCACGGACUUGAAGUCCCUGACUCAUGACGUUCUCUACGAGACGUACCGUACGGAGAAACUCUCCAGAACCGUGCACCCCGAUGGACACGAGCAAUCGAUACUUCCGGAGGAGCUGGCAACCCAGAGCGUGCGUCUCAAGGAAGAGCAGUUGCGCAGGGAGGAAGAGAAACUCCGGGAGAUCGAGCUCAAGGUCCAAAGAGAGAUCCAGGAGAAGAGACAGGAACUCUUGGCCAAAGAAGAGUCCCUCAGGAACCUGGAAUCUCGCCUUGCUGCCCAAGGUUCAUCCUACGACCCGGCGUACGACGGGAGGGAUUGAUGCUCCCGUGCACAGCCUUCUGUUCCGGGGUGAUGUGUGCUCGGUGUAUACCCAUUCAGGUCUUGAAAAAUCUUAUGGCUUCGCCAUGUCCGGCCAUAUCGCUGGUUGUUUAAGUCUCCUGUCUUUUGGACCGUCGUCUUCGGGGCUGCUUUUCCUGGCACUUCGUUGUUGACUGGAUGUUUAUGUUUUGUUGCAAUAGGGACUUCCUCCACACCAACCGUGUCCAUUCCUUUCAGACGUAAUAUCCUGCCUGUCUAUCCUACUUGCGCUCUUGAGUGUUUAAUGCACUUGUGAUACUUGACAUUGCAGCUGCGACCUCA